AUGCCAAUCACUACACAACUCGUCUCUAAGCUACCUUCUUCAGUCAAAGUCAUCGCUAAACUUGGCGUUGGUUUUGAAAAGAUUGAUGUAAAUAUGUGCCGCCAUCGAGAUAUUGAGGUUUGCUAUACACCUGAUUAUGGCACAAAUACUGUAGCCGAUCAUGCAGUUGCUCUUCUCUUCGCUGCUCAACGUCAUUUAUUGACAUUUCACAAUUCAAUCGUUGAAAAACAUCAAUGGAAUUAUAAAGUGGCUGGAAAGUUACAAGAAUUGAAUACAAUGACACUCGGCAUUAUUGGCUGUGGACGAAUAGGAACAUGUUUCGCAGAUAAGAUGCGCCCUUUCGUCAAGCAAAUAUUGACACAUAAUUCGAAAAAUUCGACAACAAAUACUUUGAAAGAGAUUUUCGAAGAAUGUGAUAUUAUCUCGCUGCAUAUUCCAAUGUCAACAAUGAAUCAUCAUCUUAUCUCAUCUGACUCGAUUGCUCAGAUGAAGCGUUGUCCGAUUCUAAUUAAUGUUAGUCGAGGUGGUCUUAUCGAUACAAAAGCACUUGUUCAAGCAUUGAAAAAUGGACAAAUUUCUUAUGCUGCUCUCGAUGUUGUCGAAGGCGAGCCUGAUAUUGACGAAGAAUUGGUCAAACUUGACAAUGUACUUCUCACUCCUCAUGUGGCUUGGUAUACUGAAGAAUCAAAACGAGCUCUGAGAACCAAGGCUAUUGAAGAUAUUUUACGAGUGUUGAGAGGUGAACGACCGAUCUAUCCCGUUCCAGAUUAA
This is a messenger RNA of Rotaria sp. Silwood2, 771 nucleotides long. NCBI's taxonomy places the organism in Eukaryota, Metazoa, Rotifera, Eurotatoria, Philodinida, Philodinidae. The record is from the annotation of a GenBank genome assembly.